CACUGGACGACCAUCGCGAACAAUGUCAAUCCGCAACCUCCUGGAACGUUUCUUCCCCUCCAACGUGGGGGAGCACAAGGUCGUCAUUAGCGGUACAGACUGGGCUGGAAAAACGACUCUCCUGUACUACCUGAAGCGAGGCGAGAUUAUCCAAACCAUACCCACUAUCGGGUUCAACAUCGAACACCUCACCCUCUCUACUUCAUCCAACCAGAAACUGGACCUGGAGCUAUGGGACCUUGGUUCUGGCUGUGGAGGAUUCAGAAUGGCUCGAAUGAUGCUGAGACACAUCGCAUAUACUGCCAAGGCCAUUAUCUGGGUCGUUGAUAGCACAGACACGCCCGAGAUGAUGGCUGAGAGCGCUGAAACUCUGCUAAUUGCUUUGGAAGAUGCAGAGGAGAUGAAGAAUCUCAAAACCGAGAGACAUCUUCCAGUCCUGAUCCUAGCAAACAAGUCUGACCUACCCAACGCUAUGCCGCUGGACGAUAUCCGAAAAGUGUUCCGUCACGCAACAGCAGGGCGGAUCGCUUCCAUCUACCGGACCUCCCUACCAGUGGUCACCAAGUCUGUCACAGGCCUCCAAGAAGCUAUUGACUGGCUCGCUCUUGCUUUAGACAUCGCGUCGUCCUCGCCGAAGACUGGGGGACCAGCGCCAAAGGUUGAACUUCCCCCCAACCCCCGUCAACCGAGUGCCCUCUCCAAACGACUGGAGACGUGGCUCCAUCAAACAGAGGUCGAUUCCCCACCUGAUGAGUUCAUCUCACAGUUCAAAUCCUACAGCCUCCCUUCAUGGGAUCAUUACACCCAUAUCCGCAUAGCCUACCUCUUGCUCAUGGCUCACGGAAGGCAGAAAGGCAAAGACAUGGUUUUCUCCGGCCUCGAGAACUACAUCGCCAACAACUCCAAAACCAACGUCCGGGGCUUCCACUUUACGAUGACCUACUUCUGGAUCCAAAUCGUCCAUUUCGGCAUUCGCAACAUGCCCCCUCAGCUCUUGGACCACCCGCUCGAAACCGACACGACGGCCAACGUCCGGUACCCCUCGUCCGCCGACUUCUUUCGCUUCCUCUUCAUCAACCCUCAUUUAGUGGAUGGAAGCCUGUGGACAGACUAUUACUCGAAGGAAGUCAUGAUGAGUCCAGAAGCAAAGAGCAGCAUGGUUCUCCCUGAUAAGAAACCCCUACCGAGCUUGGUCAUUCGCGACGCAAUAGCUUCGUUCGGAACUGGGUCGUGA
Coprinopsis cinerea okayama7#130 is the source of this 1234-nucleotide messenger RNA. Its product is annotated as ADP-ribosylation factor. Gene Ontology annotation, molecular function: GTPase activity; GTP binding. The record is from RefSeq and is a predicted model, not a curated record. Gene Ontology annotation, biological process: vesicle-mediated transport; intracellular protein transport. The transcript is spliced from 3 exons. Gene Ontology annotation, cellular component: cytoplasm. The coding region runs from base 23 to 1234 and encodes 403 amino acids. NCBI's taxonomy places the organism in Eukaryota, Fungi, Basidiomycota, Agaricomycetes, Agaricales, Psathyrellaceae.